This is a messenger RNA of Calypte anna (Anna's hummingbird), 1288 nucleotides long. It is a transcript of the gene RBM7, whose product is annotated as RNA binding motif protein 7. The transcript has 5 exons. NCBI's taxonomy places the organism in Eukaryota, Metazoa, Chordata, Aves, Apodiformes, Trochilidae. Gene Ontology annotation, cellular component: nucleus. Bases 52 to 870 code for a protein of 272 amino acids. Gene Ontology annotation, biological process: regulation of alternative mRNA splicing, via spliceosome. Gene Ontology annotation, molecular function: single-stranded RNA binding. The record is from RefSeq and is a predicted model, not a curated record.
CGCGCCUGCGCGGAGCGGCAGUUCGGCGGGGCGGUGCGUGCGGCCCCGGCCAUGGGGGCGGCGGCGGCCGAGGCGGAUCGGACCCUGUUCGUGGGGAACCUGGACCCCAAGGUCACUGAGGAGCUCAUCUUCGAGCUGUUCCACCAGGCCGGGCCGGUGAUCAAGGUGAAGAUCCCCCGGGACAGGGACGGACGGCCCAAGCAGUUCGCCUUCGUCAACUUCAAGCACGAGGAGUCGGUCCCGUACGGGCUGAGCCUCCUGAACGGCAUCAAGCUCUACGGCAGGCCCAUCAAAAUCCAGUUCCGAUCAGGGAGCAGCCACGCCUCUCAGGAUGGGAAUCUGCCCUGCUCCCCGCAGGGUGCCAGCCUGUCACACCCACCGCCCAGCUGCAGCCGAUACGAGCGGAGCCCUGACAGCAUGGCAGCAGCAGGGUUCUCCUCUUCGCCGCGGGCUCUGCCCUCCUCUGAGCACCUCCAGAGACAAGUGAUGAACAGCACCCUGCGGCCACAGUUCGGGGGCAAGUACGAGCCCACAACCUUCGCCCCACCGGGCUACCAGCCCCCUCCCCACGCCUUCCACCCCCCGCCGCGGCGCCCUGAGGUGCCAGCCCUGCGCAAGGGCCGGGUGGGUGCCCACCCCUACCACCACCCCACCCCGGACGGGCGCCACGUGGGGCGGGAGCCGCGCUUCGACUACGGGCGGGGUAAGCGGGAGGAGUACGGAGGGUUCGAGGAGAGGGGCCACGACCACGAGCACCACUACCGGGGGGAGCUGCCCUACGAGGACAGGCACCGGGAGAGCUGGAACCACGACUACGACCACCGGAGGGAGAGCUACAGGGAGGCCAAGUGGCACCCGGCACGGCACUGACCCCCGGGCUGGGCAGGACUUGAACCUGAGCACCGUGUCUGUGAUCUGUGUAAAAGGCCACCCCAAAACCUGGCAGGUGCCUCCCGGUGCCUGUCACCCCACACAGCACUGCCCCCCAGCCAGCCCCGCGGCUCAGGGGAUUUGCUCACCUCGGGGUGAUGCUUUUUGGGGACAAAACCUCCCGUUUCUGGAGAAACCAUUGCUGUUUCCUGGCGCUGCAGGGAACCAACCAUUUUUAUUUUGGAAGCGCGGUGGAAGGGGCUGUCCCUGCGUCAGGGGCUGCUUCACGUCCUCCUUUCCAGGUGGCCGUGGGACAGGUGCUGUCUGGCGUCACCGUUUCGUCACGCAGGGUUUUUAAUAAGCACCCGUUUGAAUAUUCCCUGUCUGGGCAGAGCAUUAAACAUCUCCCUGGAACUAA